AUGGCCAUUGGAUGGAAACAUGGGGAGAAUACCCCAGAAGCACUGAGCAUCACUGGAGCCGAUGACUCAGUGACCUACAUUAUACAUGCCAGAAAUCACAACCUGUUGGAAAGUCAAGGUUGUGAACCUCUUGGAAAUAUAGUGAAGGACAAGAGGAAAUUCCUUUGUCCAACCAAUCAAGUCAAGCUGAGAUUGCUACAUACUACUACACCAAAGUAUAUGUACUACUACAAGAUCCAGAAGGAGCACAAUGGUGUCCUUCAACUUGACAAACCCCAUGGCAACACCAACUGGAAACAUGCCACCAAAGUCAAGAUAGAUCUGCUUGCAAGGUACAAGGUCCUUGUGGAUAUGGGGAGAGGAAUCCCAACACCAAAAGAUCACCAAAAGUUCCAAGUCCGACAUUUCAAUGCCCUUAAACAUUGUGACAAACACAAGCCCAGACUCCUACCUUAUGGUGACUUUACCUACAUACCGCCAAACAAAACAAAACCCUACUGUCUAUUGACAGACCAAUCGGUUCCGGGUAUAAUCUGUCAUAUGAUGAAUGGAACCUCAAUCAAUUUCUUAUCUAAGGAGCAGUCAACUGAUGAGACUGCAACUUAUGGUUCUGAGUUUGUAGCCACUCAAACCUGUGUCAAACAGAUCAUGGAUCUCCAACAAACCUUGAGGUACCUUGGUGUGUCGAUCAGAGGUCAAAGCUACAGGUCUGGUGACAAUGAAUCUAUCAUGAACAGUUCGUCCGUCCCAACCUGA
Messenger RNA from Cylindrotheca closterium, 756 nucleotides. The record is from the annotation of a GenBank genome assembly. Lineage: Eukaryota; Bacillariophyta; Bacillariophyceae; Bacillariales; Bacillariaceae.